UGCUAUCGUCUUCCACUCACUCACUCACUCACUGCAGUCACCAUGCUCCACCUCGUACGCGCUACCAGACUCCAAGCCACCGUUGGGGCCAGUCUGUUGAACAACAGUGCUCGAGCUUUCUCCUCCUCUGCAUUGUCCCUCAAGUACACUAAGAGUCAGCGAGAGGAACUUGAACUCCACGGUCUGCAACCACCCCCUAAGGCGCCUACCCUCCCUUAUGGAGCCUUCGUCAGGGACUUUUAUGCCAAUGGCAGCGGAGGGGACAAAGUGCCCGUCACGCAAGCCAGUGCUGAGAUCAAAGAAGCGUGGGGGAAGCUUUCUGCUGCCGAGAAAUCCAAGUACCAAGAGGAAUACAAACAGGCUCGACAGCGAUACCAACAAGAAUUCGAGACUUACAUGGCAUCCUUGUCUAAGAAGGACUUGAACAAUGUCGAAAAGAUUAUCGGAAGGAUCAGAAUGCCUGGAGGACGUCAGGCAGCUACCAACAAGGACGGAGAGCCACGAAAAGUCUCUGGAUACAUCAAGUUCUCCCAGGAUCUCAGGUCUAGCGGGAAAAUCGACAUUGAGCAAUGGACCGGCAGGGACAGAGUUAUCGAAUUCGCUAAAGAGGCAGGUCGACAAUGGAAGGCUUUGGACCAGUCUGAGCGAGACAGCUGGAACCAAAGGGCCAAGGGGGAGUAAAUGCAGACAUGUGCUAGGUAGAAUUGAGUAGAGGAGGAUGAUCUUCUUUCGAAAGACAGGGCGACAAAUUGUAAAACGACGGAUGACACGACUCAUUUCUUCUGCGCUUUACGUUCUGAUCCGCCCUAUGCGUUGGCGUCUAUGACACAAUUGUCGACUGUAGUGCUCUCGCGCUAGAGCCAGACCCUUCUUGAGACACAUCUAUUGAAUUUCAGGAUUAAAUUGCUUCUUGAGACACAUCUAUUGAACUUCAGGA
Messenger RNA from Kockovaella imperatae, 937 nucleotides. RefSeq lists its product as hypothetical. Lineage: Eukaryota; Fungi; Basidiomycota; Tremellomycetes; Tremellales; Cuniculitremaceae. The transcript is spliced from 3 exons. The record is from RefSeq and is a predicted model, not a curated record. Bases 43 to 681 code for a protein of 212 amino acids.